AAAAGAGUUUCUGUGUGUUUUUUUUUUUUCCAGAAUUGGCCACCAUUGCCUUGUUUUCCGGUAAACAGAAUGGCUCAAAGUGCCGUCCGACAGUGUUUUCGUCCACAUUUUAAGGCGCUGUGUAACGCCGGAAAGCUGUACGUGCCCGCAUACCCGGCGGUGACUUUGUUUCCGGGGACGAGAUGGUUCUGCGCGAGAACCGGGGUACGGCUUAUGUCCCAUGGGAGCGCAGGCUGGGCUGCGACUGGACAAGCCAGCAGAAGGGGAGCGCUGCUGGCGCGCGGAGUCGCAACGGCGACAGCAGCGGCGGCCGUGGCUGGUCUUUUGGCCAACGCCGGUCACUUUCAGCGCGCCCAAAUGGCUACGAGAGUCCCGCAGGCAGUAGAACAGGAGGGCGACAUCCCGGAGAGAUGCCGGAGAUUCAUGUCUCCUCCGGUGACCGACAUCGGCGUGUUGCAGGAGAGGAAAGAGGAUAUACGCACAAGGAUGGAGAUGCUGAUCAUGGAGACGCAGGCGGAGUUCUGCAGAGCUCUGGAGGAGGUGGACGGUGGUACGUUCCAGGUGGACCGAUGGGAGAGGAAGGAAGGUGGUGGAGGAAUCAGCUGUGUAAUGCAGGAUGGAAAGGUGUUUGAGAAGGCUGGGGUCAAUGUAUCAGUGGUGUCUGGGAACCUGACGGAGGAGGCUGCCAAGCAAAUGACGAGCAGAGGGAAGGUACUCAAAGGAAAAGAUGGUAAACUGCCUUUCACUGCCAUGGGGGUGAGCUGUGUUAUCCACCCAAAGAAUCCCCACAUCCCCACAGUGCACUUUAACUACAGAUACUUUGAAGUUGAAGAAGAAGAUGGCUCUAAGCAGUGGUGGUUUGGUGGCGGCACUGACCUGACUCCCGUCUAUAUCAAUACGGAAGAUGCAUUUCACUUCCACAACACCCUGAAAGAAGCAUGUGACAAACACCACCCUCAGUACUACCCCGACUUCAAGAAGUGGUGUGACAGAUACUUCUACAUCCGCCACAGAGGUGAGACUCGAGGUAUAGGAGGGAUCUUCUUCGACGACCUGGACACGCCAAGUCAAGAGGAAGCCUUCAGUUUUGUGAAAAGCUGUGCGCGCACAGUGGUGCCCUGCUAUCUGCCCAUCGUACACAAACACCUCAACGAUUCCUUUACAGCUGAGGAGAAAGCGUGGCAGCAGAUUCGGCGUGGCAGGUAUGUCGAGUUCAACCUGGUGUAUGACAGGGGAGUAAAGUUUGGCUUGGCCACUCCUGGCUCCAGAGUUGAGAGCAUCAUCAUGUCACUGCCGUUAACUGCCAGGUGGGAGUACAUGCACGAGCCUGCCAAGAAUACCCGGGAGGCUGAGAUGCUUGAAGCUUUACGAAAACCUAAGGAGUGGGUGUGAGCAGGCGAGUCAUCAGUUUACAUGUUGGUGCAGGAAAAACAUCCAAA
Molecule: messenger RNA, 1439 nt
Organism: Thalassophryne amazonica
Lineage: Eukaryota; Metazoa; Chordata; Actinopteri; Batrachoidiformes; Batrachoididae
Gene: cpox
Product: coproporphyrinogen oxidase
Exons: 7
Coding region: 70-1392 (440 amino acids)
Cellular component (GO): cytoplasm; mitochondrial intermembrane space
Molecular function (GO): coproporphyrinogen oxidase activity
Source: RefSeq, a predicted model, not a curated record